Messenger RNA from Spizellomyces punctatus DAOM BR117, 1339 nucleotides. RefSeq lists its product as uncharacterized. Gene Ontology annotation, biological process: endoplasmic reticulum to Golgi vesicle-mediated transport; retrograde vesicle-mediated transport, Golgi to endoplasmic reticulum; vesicle fusion with Golgi apparatus. The record is from RefSeq and is a predicted model, not a curated record. The transcript is spliced from 7 exons. Bases 40 to 1113 code for a protein of 357 amino acids. Lineage: Eukaryota; Fungi; Chytridiomycota; Chytridiomycetes; Spizellomycetales; Spizellomycetaceae. Gene Ontology annotation, molecular function: SNAP receptor activity. Gene Ontology annotation, cellular component: Golgi membrane; SNARE complex; ER to Golgi transport vesicle membrane.
ACGCGAGCAUUGUUUUUUUGGGGGGACGAUUGGGAUGUCAUGAUUCGGUUUACGAUCAUCUCCCGUGCAGGCGAUGGCUUACCUCUAGUCGCAACCAUGGAGUCCCAGCGCGAAGAGGACCAGAUAUCUGGAUACAAAAAGUUAUCAAAAACAAUUAUAAAAUGCCUUGCACCUGAUGCGCAUGAUACUGCGUAUCUCCAAGUAGAAGCAUCAUCCAUAACAACAGACGAAUAUACAUUCCACUACGAAAUUCAUUCCGGCGUCAUAUUCCUCACACUGACAGAUAAAUCCUUUCCAAGACUAUUAGCAUUCUCCUACCUGAACGAACUCAUUAAAGCCUUUUUCGAUGAGAUGUCUUCAUCGUCGUCAUUUGGACAACGCUCCGUUCAAGCUGUUCAAAGACCGUAUUCGUUUAUUCGAUUCGAACCCGUGAUACAGGGUAUCAAGAAACGGUAUGCGAAUACGCGACAGUUGAGGACACAAGAGGAUUUGGUGGAAUUGUCCGGGAGGAUACAAUCCAUUCCAAUCUAUUCCGCUCGUGAUGUUUUGGGAGUUUCUGGUCCCGUAAUGGGUAUCCCACCCCUCCCAUCCCUAGCACACCUGAAACCCCCAGCACCCCCAUCCUCCACCCGUCAAUGGGUUCGUCUAUGUAUCCUCGCUAUAGAUAUUUUGUAUCUACUGUUAUGGUGGACGAGUUGGGUGGGCGGUGGGACGGUGACGGAUGGGUUUGGACGAGUGGAAGGGCCUCGAGGGGUGGAACGGGGGUUGGUGUUGGUGAUUGGAGUUACGAGUCCAGUUUUAUUGAUUCAGGCUUACAAGCAUCAUAACAACAUACGAACCCACUCGCAUCUCGUCGAUAACGUUAGUACACUCCACGCCCUAACAACACUAUUCCAAAUCCUUGUUGUGUCAUUUUGUAAACGGAAUGUCGGACCACGGAAUACGGGGGCGCCACUCCAGGUUGCUGCGGGGUGGUUCGCAGGAUGGUGUCUCCCCGUACCGGUUGUAGCAAUUAAAGUCGUUUACGUGCUUUUGGUGACGAGGGAGGUGGGAUUGACGGUUAGUAGGUGGGUGAGGAGGUGGAGGGAUACCAAGCGAGGACACCGGGAUUAGAGUUUUGUUUUUGGCAAUGGAAUGGUGGAAUAGGAGGGGGCGUCUCCAGGUUACUGCAGGGUUUGCAGGAUGGUGUUUCCCUGUACCGGGUAUGCUGAAAGUCUUGUGUGCUUUUGGAGAUGAGAAAGGUGGGGCUGGUGGUUAGCAGGUGGAGUGGAGGGAUACCAAGUUAGGACAUUGGGGAAAGUACAUAUGAUUUUGCAUAUAUAUUAUUUUUAUACGACAA